UGGGAAGAAUGCUCCUUACAUUGGUGGUCAGUGAGAAGAAUGCUCCUUACAUUGGUGGUCAGUGAGAAGAAGGCUCCUUACAUUGGUGGUCAUUGAGAAGAAAGCUCCUUGCAUUGGUGAUCAUUGAGAAGAAUACUCAAUACAAUGGAGGUUAGUGGGACGAAUGCUCCUUACAUUGGUGGUCAGUGAGAAGAAUGCUCCUUACAUUGGUGGUCAGUCGGAAGAAUGCUCCUUACAUUGAUGGUCAAUGGGAAGAAUGCCCCUUACAUUAGUGGUCAGAGGAAAGAAUGUUUUUUACGGUGGUGGUCAUUGGGAAGAAUGCUCCUUACAUUGGUGGUUAAUGGAAAGAAUUCUCCAGUCAGUGGAAAGAAUGUCCAAUUACACACCGGUGGCCAGUACUUUGAAUACUCCCCUUACAAU
Molecule: messenger RNA, 420 nt
Organism: Staurois parvus
Lineage: Eukaryota; Metazoa; Chordata; Amphibia; Anura; Ranidae
Source: the annotation of a GenBank genome assembly